Messenger RNA from Danaus plexippus (monarch butterfly), 3344 nucleotides. Its product is annotated as dual specificity protein phosphatase Mpk3-like. Gene Ontology annotation, molecular function: MAP kinase tyrosine/serine/threonine phosphatase activity; protein tyrosine/threonine phosphatase activity. The transcript has 6 exons. Bases 326 to 1501 code for a protein of 391 amino acids. Gene Ontology annotation, cellular component: cytosol; cytoplasm. The record is from RefSeq and is a predicted model, not a curated record. NCBI's taxonomy places the organism in Eukaryota, Metazoa, Arthropoda, Insecta, Lepidoptera, Nymphalidae. Gene Ontology annotation, biological process: negative regulation of MAPK cascade; protein dephosphorylation.
AUGGAUACAUAGUAGGUUCAUAUUUACUAUUAGGUACUAUUAUAGAUGGAAGGCCACUUUAUUAUCGCUGGUACAACCCGCGUCGUUUAACGUUUUGGUAGCUCGCUCGGUGCAGACGCGAAAAUUGUGUAGUGUUUGUUUAUAAUGGGCUCAAAACAUUAAAAUAAUUUAACUUGUGGCUUUUAUUGUUUCGUCGUAAGUCUUAUAAUGUUUGUUUUACUAAAAUCGUUCAGCGCGUGAUUUAAUCGCCCCAAUGAAAUAGUGCAACAGGCGGCUAUAAGGGCCCGUGUAAACAGAGAAGUAAAUUGUGAUUUCAAUUUUCAAAAUGCCUAUAGAUUCAGAGUGCGAUUAUGACUUGGUGACAAAAGAGUGGCUUUUAGCCAAAUUGCGUUCAGACGAGAGAGAUACAAUUUUGAUUGACUGUCGAGGAUCUAAUGAAUAUGCCGUAUCCCACAUUCGUUCUGCAGUGAACUUCUCGAUUCCGAGUAUAAUGUUGCGACGAUUAUCUGCUGGAAAGAUCGAACUAGCUUCUACUGUUCAAUGUAAAGAACUAAAGGCUCGUAUCACGCAUUGCUGUUCGAGAGGAACGUUCGUGUUGUACGGUGACGGAGCCCCGCGGGAUCCAGACUCUGUGCACGGCAUCCUGCUGAAACGGCUCAAGCAAGAUGGCGUGCAGGUGGUUUGCUUAGAAGGUGAUUUCUGCGAGUUCCGUCGUGCGUAUCCUGAGUGGUGCAGCGAGGCCGGGGCGCAGCAGGUGCCGCACCUGCCGCUGAUGGGACUGCGUUCCCUUCGUAUAUCUGGUUCGGGUUGUGACGACGCGCUCUCAUCUGGCUCGUCUUCCGAGUGUGAGGACAUGCACACACACGCGCCCCAGGACUUCCCCAUAGAGAUCCUGCCUAACCUGUACCUCGGGAACUCUAACAACAGCGAAGAUUGUGAAGCGCUGGCCAGACACAAUAUUAAGUACGUGUUGAAUGUGACUCCGGACUUGCCGAACACUUUCGAGGCUGACGGGUGCGGCAUCAACUAUCUCAAGAUACCCAUCGCGGACCACUGGAGCCAGAACCUCGCCGUGCAUUUCCCUCAGGCCAUACGAUUCAUUGAGGAGGCGAUGUCAGCCGAGUGCGGCGUGUUGGUGCACUGUGUGGCGGGCGUGUCUCGCUCGGUGACGGUGACGCUGGCCUACCUCAUGCAGCGCCACCGGCUCUGUCUGCGGGACGCCUUCGAGCUGGUCCGCAGCCGCAAGACGGACAUCGCGCCCAACUUCCACUUCAUGAGACAACUGCACUCGUUCGAGAGAGACCUCGGACUGCACGAGCGCAGCGCCAGCCUCGCCAAGGUGCUGGCAGAGCUGGGCGAGCGCGGGGCGGGCGCAGGAGCGGGCGCGGGCGGCUCGGCGUCCUGCGGCUGUGCGGCCUCCGUCUGCGAGCGCUGCGGCGUCUCGCCCGACUCCGGCAUAGAGUUCGACCGCUGGAGCGCCGCCCGCGACACGCCGCAAUGACAGUUCUUCACGCCGCCCUCGCGACCUCCCCCCACCACCAGCACCCCGCCCGCACCCGCACCCACCACCACCACCCUAAUACGAUAGAGAGACGUCUGCACCCCUGUAGGAGUCCGUGGAGGCGGCGGCCGGCCUGGGUCACGUCACACUAAACGCCGGCUCGUAGACACGUCCGCCGAUGUAGUUGUUUGCGCACGCAAUCCUAGACACUAACUAGUGUAGACUGUAGCACUAGUGACGGACGCCGGCUGAUACGUUAGUGCCACGGUUAAAGUAAUCUUAAGGAAAAUCUAUUAUUAUUAAAAUAUUACAAAUACUUUAAAAGGUAUAGAUUAAGUCAAUUUUUAUAAGUUUGAUAUAAAGUAAUAGAAUAGUGAAUACACGAUUCCGAGUGCAUUCCCUCUGUAUCUUCCACUACGUUACGCAUGUCGUGUCCGUCGGGCGCUUGCACCUUCUGUCACAACCCCUGCUCGCUCGCCUCUGAUGGACGCGACCUUCUUUACUUUUCCUCUAUGAGGAUCCCGUCUGCCCGCCGCAGAUCACGUGCCACAGUUUUUAGUAUACACGAAUCGUUCUCUGUUGGACUCGCUGUUUUCAUUACUGAAACUUAAAUAAUUCCAUGAUGUGACUUAUCUUGUACGGCGCACAACGCGGCUCCACGAUAAUAGCCUUUUAUAUACAAGUGACCAUUCUUAUCUAUGGUUUUAUUGUUAUUUUUCAACGGAGAAGAGUUAGAGAAGUGUUUUUAUCUUUAGAACAAAUUAAGAAUACUAGUGUUUAUUUUUAUAUCAGUCUUCUGUAAAUUUUAAACUCUAAAUCGUCAUUUUACAAAAUGGAAAUUUAUAUAAUAUUAAAGUAUGAUGAAUAUUUUAAACUGUUAGCAGCAAGUCGCUCAUAGAUGUGUAUUUUUAUAUGGAUUAUAAACUUCAUACAGAUGUCAUCGCCGUGUCAGCUGUUUAUUUUGUACCGUUUGUAUAUUUCCAUAGUCAUGUAUCGUCUAAGUGCUGUUAAUGAUGUGUCUGUACACGGCCGCCGUUCGUUUCGUCGUGUCCUAAGUGUACAUAAAGGAGAGCUUUAAUGUUAAGGUCGUUAUUAUAAAAGAUGUAGUGAAUUGUUACGAAUUGUAAAUUUGUUGUAGGUUUAAGACUUGUAUUGAGAUUAGACUUCCUAAAUCUGUUGCCAAGUUACGUUGCAUUUAUCGAUGCGAGACCUCAAUAAUAUUACAACACUGAAUCGUUCAGAUCCACGCGUCACUCGUUACAGGCCUCACAGUUGUGUUUCGAUAUUAUGAGAUCAUUUAAAUGUAUUUUAUUGAUUUUUACUUAAUUCGGAUACGUGUAAGGGCUAUGGUGAUAAUUUAUUUUAGCCUUAGUUGCACUAUAUACUCGAGUUUUAUAUUUCUAGGUGUAAUUUAAAUUGUAUUGCACAAAAUCACCAAAGCCUUAAAAUUACAUUAAUGACCACGUCCCUGGACGUGUGAAGACAGCGACUCGUAGCUGUACUUUAUUGUGUUACAAAAACAAACGAUGUCUGCCGCUGGCCGGGAAUUGAGAUGACAUAUUGGCAUUACCCGUUCGUAGACGGCUUUCUGCACCAUUAAGGCUCGGGGCGCAUCUUUUGUCCGCAGGAAAUCUGUUCCUCUCUACAAUAUAUAUAAUAUUCUUAUUCGAAGGUCAACAUUUUGGGUUUCAUUAAUGUUUUUUUCUCGAUUGGUGCAAUUAUUAAAAAUUUCUCGACCAAAAAAUUGUUAUUGCCAAUUUUUCGCUAAAGUGUAAUGUCUGAUGGAACUACAUUAUAUUACAUAUUAACCUCAAUAACAAAAUAUAAACACUGUUAAAUUGUA